This is a messenger RNA of Scatophagus argus, 744 nucleotides long. RefSeq names its product translational activator of cytochrome c oxidase 1 (gene taco1). Gene Ontology annotation, cellular component: mitochondrion. The transcript is spliced from 5 exons. The coding region runs from base 1 to 744 and encodes 247 amino acids. Lineage: Eukaryota; Metazoa; Chordata; Actinopteri; Scatophagidae. The record is from RefSeq and is a predicted model, not a curated record.
AUGCAGACUCCCGGUCCCGGCGGAGUCCGUCCUCACUCCGGCUUCACAUGCAUUGUACCCGCCGUGGGGGACCUUUCCUGUUCGGGCACUGCAGCUGCGCUCCGCUCUGUGUGCCGGACACAACAAAUGGUCAAAGAGGGUGGACCCAACCCAGACAUGAAUGUAAAUUUAGCCCAGAUCCUGGAGCAGUGCAGAAACAAGAACAUGCCCAAAGCGAGCAUGGAGACUGCAAUCAAAAGAGCGUCCAAACCAGUUUUCCAGCACACGUUUGAAGCUCGGGGGCCUGGUGGGUGUCUGAUGCUCAUAGAGGUCCUGACUGACAGCAUCCCACACAGUUACCAGGAAAUUAAACGCUUGCUGAACAAGAACGGAGGGAUGCUGUCGGAGGGAGCCCGCCACAGCUUCAACAAGAGGGGGGUGGUGGCAGUGUCGGGCCAGAACACCUCAACGGAACGAGCUCUGGAGCUGGCCAUUGAGGUGGGAGCCGAAGAUGUCCAAGAGACUGUGGAUGAGGAGGAGCAGCCCCUCCUGCAGUUUAUCUGUGAUGUGAUGGACAUGAGGAAGGUGCAGGCGUCAUUGGAGGAGAUGGGAAUGCAGAUUAAAACUGCUGCAGUGGAGUUUGUGCCCCUCACCCCAGUGUGUCUGAGCCACGACCAAAUGGAUGGUGCUUCAAAGCUAAUAGAAGCUCUCAGUGACUAUCCAGACACAGUUCAAGUGUGGGAUAACAUCCAAGUGGACAGCUGA